AUGAUAUCACGAUGGCGGCAUCGCAUCGAAUCUCACAGACUUACAACCAUUGCAUCUAAGCUCUGGGCUUUCAGAGAACAUAUCAAAUUAGACUAUCAGAAAUAUGUCUACUGCCGGUUACUUGACUUGUUCCUUCGGGAAGGGCUCUUUGAUAAGUUGUGCAGCGAUGAGAAAGAGACCAUCAAAUGCUUUUGGAAGUUUGCCUUAUCUUUGGUCCAUGUACAAGGUGUUUUCGAGCCGGCAUCGUCGCUAAUGCUUUCCCUCAUUAAGAAAUAUCGAUCGGAACUAGGAGAUGACGAGGAUCUCGUAGAUAUCAUUUGUGAUAUCCUAUCGCGAACUUCAAUCCAUCACGGGGCAGUUAUUUACAAGCUGGUCAUGUUUCUCGUUACUGAAUUCGAGUUCGAUGAGAUGAAACCCUUUACUGGAGUCGUCGACAAGAAAAAGGGCCUUAAGGAGUGGAGAUUCCGCUGUCAAGUGGCAGAGUGGCUCGUGUUUCGUCUCGAACCUGAAGGGAAUAUAGGUCUAUUGCUGUUUUCGUUGGCUUCUCUUCAUCCAGCUGCAGCUCUUGAAUCUUCCACUAUUCCAAGCAAAUCAAACGAUGGAAUCGAGCGCGACUUGGAAAAGUUUGGCUUUGUCAAAUCAGCGAGUCCUUUGAGCAGUCCAGCUCCUUUUGUUCCGCUCAUUAUUGUGGACGAACUUGUGGAAUACAUAACACAUCUUUUCUCGGAGCGAUGGUCACAUUCUGAUGUUUGCGAUGAAAUACGAAUUUCGCUCUGGUGCUCCUUUAGUGGUAUUCUGUCAAAGCUCGGAAUUGAACCACGCGCCGAGGCAACACACCUACUCAACAUAAUGAACCGGUGGCUGUGUGUGGUUGUGCCGAAUUUAAAACCAGAAUCUUUGUCGUUUUUUCGCCCCAUUGAAGUAUCCAGCGUUUUGAUUCCACCAAACCUUCUCAAGCUUUUGACUGCUCGAGUGAUAGAUUGCCCAGCUCUUGCUGUUUAUUUAGCAUCAAUGCAAGUGCAGUUCGAAGUCUCCGCUGGCAUGAUAAGGAGCGUGAUGCGGAAGAUUGGAGACCGACUACGUGUAAACGAUUGUGUGGCCCUACGUUGCGCAGCUGGACGUAUCCUGGAGCGGUUUGCCAGUAAUGUAGACACAGUUCCAGAUCUACUUCUACUUUUCGAUGAAUGUGGAGAAGCUAUUGAUACCGAGUCUAGAAAAAGGCUUGCCGACAAAAUUUUGUUCGUUUUCAGUUUUUUUUUUCAAGAUCUUUCAAGUAAGGGGUUCUAG
Haemonchus placei is the source of this 1287-nucleotide messenger RNA. The record is from the annotation of a GenBank genome assembly. Lineage: Eukaryota; Metazoa; Nematoda; Chromadorea; Rhabditida; Trichostrongylidae.